Pezoporus flaviventris is the source of this 1583-nucleotide messenger RNA. It is a transcript of the gene TAF7L, whose product is annotated as TATA-box binding protein associated factor 7 like. The record is from RefSeq and is a predicted model, not a curated record. The coding region runs from base 76 to 1230 and encodes 384 amino acids. NCBI's taxonomy places the organism in Eukaryota, Metazoa, Chordata, Aves, Psittaciformes, Psittacidae. Gene Ontology annotation, biological process: transcription initiation at RNA polymerase II promoter; RNA polymerase II preinitiation complex assembly. Gene Ontology annotation, cellular component: transcription factor TFIID complex. The transcript has 10 exons. Gene Ontology annotation, molecular function: RNA polymerase II general transcription initiation factor activity.
GCCGCAGGGUCCCCCCGCCGCGGGGCUGCCGUCACCCUGGGUUUCAGGCUUGGUGUUCCUGGCGAAGAAGGGGAGAUGAGUAAGGGCAAGGACGAUGCUCCGCAUGAGCUGGAGAGCCAGUUCGUGCUGCGGCUGCCGCCGGAAUAUGCCUCCACUGUGCGGCGAGCGGUACAGUCUGGGAAUGUCAACUUGAAGGACAGGCUCACCAUUGAGCUACACGCGGAUGGGCGCCAUGGGAUUGUCCGUGUGGACCGGGUGCCACUGGCAGCCAAGCUGGUGGAUCUGCCCUGCAUCAUUGAGAGCUUAAAAACCAUUGACAAGAAAACCUUCUAUAAGACAGCAGAUAUAUGCCAGAUGCUUGUUUGCACCGUGGAUGGUGAUCUGUACCCCCCUUUGGAAGAGCAAACUGUGAGUACUGACCCUAAGGCAAACAAGAAGAAGGACAAGGACAGAGAGAAGAAAUUCAUCUGGAACCAUGGCAUCACUCUUCCCCUGAAAAAUGUACGGAAGAGACGAUUCCGGAAGACAGCUAAGAAGAAGUAUAUAGAGUCUCCUGAUGUGGAGAAAGAGGUGAAGCGUCUCCUGAGCACAGAUGCUGAAGCUGUCAGUGUCCGCUGGGAAGUCAUUGCUGAAGACGAAACAAAAGAAGUAGACAACCAUGGUUCGCUCACCAGCCUGGACAUCUCCUCCCCAGGGAUGUCAGGACAUAAGCAAGGCUCCUCAGAACAUGAUGAACUACGGGAGAUAUUUAAUGACAUCAGCAGCAGCAGUGAAGAUGAAGAUGAGAGGGAUCAUCAUGACGAUGAAGACCUGAACAUCAUGGACACUGAGGAUGACUUGGAGAGGCAGCUGCAGGACAAGCUGAAUGAGUCUGAUGGGCAGCAACAGGAGAAUGAGGGCUCCAACCAGAUAGGUGAGUGGAUAGCAGAGCACAGUAGGGUCACCAGGGUGCCAGGCAGCCUGCACUGGCCCAGCUCUGCUGCUGUGGGUCUGAGCUCACUCUCUCUUCCAGUCAUGGGGAUCCAGAAGCAGAUUGACAACCUGAAAAGUAAACUCCAGGAGACCCAGGACAGGAGGAAGCGCCAGGAAGAUCUCAUCAUGAAAGUGGAGAACUUGGCCCUCAAGACGCGUCUCCAGGCCGUGCUGGAUGAGUUCAAGCAGCAGGAGGAGCGAGAGAAGCAGCAGAUGACGUCCCUGCAGGAGCAGCUGGAGUCCCUCAUGGAGAAGUGAGGAGCAGGCCGGGGUCUUUAUACCUGCGAGCAGAGCUGGAAGUGGUGUUAUCUGCCACGCUGAAGUCUAUGCUCUAGUCACACACCUCUGCUGCUGGGCAUGUCCAGUGCUGGUCUCACAUGUAUUUUUCUGGGCUGGGUUUGCGGAGCUAAGGAAUUAAACUAUGCCUGUGAGAGCAGCCAGAAUACGGGAUUUACUGUAAAUACUCAGCACCAUUCUCCCAGAGGGGUUUAGUUCCCCCUGGGGCAACUUUCUGCAUCUUGAUGGGCUGUGGCCAGAUAGGAACUUGUUCUUGUGUGUGAGGAAUACUCGUGUCUGCAAAUCAGACUCAAUAAAGGACUGUUUCCAACCCU